AUGACUGAGCGGGACUCCGUGGUCGAUGGAUUACCCCGUCUCUCCUCUCGUCCAAUACCUGUGGUGACUUUCUACAGCGGCAGAUGUCUCGGAGCCAUCAAAAGAGAGACACUCAACGUACAACCAUCACCCAACGUAGGACCACCACCCAACAUACGACCACCACCCAACGUACGACCACCACCCAACGUAGAAACAUCACCCAACGUACAACCGUCACCCAACGUACAACCGUCACCCAACGUACGACCAUCACCCAAUGUACGACCACCACCCAACGUACGACCACCACCCAACAUACGACCACCACCCAACAUACGACCAUCACCCAACAUACGACCACCACCCAACGUACGACCACCACCCAACAUACGACCACCACCCAACGUACAACCAUCACCCAACGUACAACCAUCAUCCAACGUAGGACCACCACCCAACGUAGGACCACCACUCAACAUACGACCAUCACUCAACGUACGACCACCACCCAACGUACAACCAUCACCCAACGUACCACCAUCACUCAACAUACGACCACCACCCAACGUACGACCACCACCCAACGUACAACCAUCACUCAACGUACGACCCCCACCCAACAUACCACCACCACCCAACGUACCACCAUCACUCAACAUACGACCACCACCCAACGUACGACCACCACCCAACGUACAACCAUCACUCAACGUACGACCACCACCCAACGUACGACCAUUCCCCAGCGUACAACCAUCACCCAACGUAGGACCACCCCCCAACAUAAGAACACCACCCAACAUACGACCACCACCCAACGUACAACCAUCACCCAACAUACGACCACCACCCAACGUACGACCAUCCCCCAGCGUACAACUGUCACCCAACAUACGACCACCACCGAACAUACGACAACCACCAAACAUACGACCACCACUUAUCAACUACUUCAGAUGA
Molecule: messenger RNA, 942 nt
Organism: Rana temporaria (common frog)
Lineage: Eukaryota; Metazoa; Chordata; Amphibia; Anura; Ranidae
Product: proline-rich extensin-like protein EPR1
Exons: 2
Coding region: 1-942 (313 amino acids)
Source: RefSeq, a predicted model, not a curated record